AUGAGCAGCAGAGGCGACUUAUUUGUGCUCUUACUCCUACUCACCACACCGAUUUUAUUUCGAGUACUUGUCUGCGGUCAAGCCCAACAAGAAUUCCUUAACCAAAUCCAGCAGCCUCCUCUUUUUGCUGACGUCGGAUCUCAAAAUCCUUCUACUUACACAGAGUAUGAAGGAAACCUGGUAAGAUAUGGAGAGGCGUUUGGCGAUCGCUACAUCACGGAUAAUCAACGACAGAACGGUCUCAACGUUCGCUUGCACAAUUUCUUCCCUUUCUACGGUGGACGUUAUAACUAUACAUUGAUCUCUACGAAUGGUUACAUCAGCUUCGCGUACUUCUCGGAUGACUCCUCCACACUACAGCUGGGACUUGACGUUGAUUGGCCAACGCAAAGUGAUCCGGCUGUAAUUGCACCUUAUCUGUGCAAACAACGUAUACAAAGCGGUCAAGGUGUUGACUCCAGAGUAUUCUAUAGAGUGGAAACUCGCAGAGGCCCCGUACAAGCUAGCCGUGAUAUAAUAUCUGGUCGUCCACCAUGUCUAGGAAAACCAGCACAUUUCCGCUGUGAUGAGCAAUCGGAAAGAUUCCUCGAUGCGCUUCAGAAGACUUUACAACAAGGGGUAGCUGGAGCGAGUACAUUUCGUGCAGAAGCAGCCUUAGUGGUGACGUGGAAAAACUUGCGACCAAACAUCGGAAGCGAGCAUGGGCUGUCUACAUACCAGCUCGUGUGGAUGUCCGAUGCUCAGGGUCUUUUGUCCUACACAAUGAUAAAUUAUUACAAACUCGGAUUCGAUGCUGCUGACAUGUACGGAAAUUCACGCACAGGAAAAUGUCAGGCUUUAUUCAACGGAGGGAAUCACACCGGAUCAGUCCAAGUCGAUCUGUCGGAAAUAACCAAGCAACAGCCUUCAUCUCUCGCUUCUCGCUCCUCUGUCCCACACAUUGCUAGAGGAAGGUACUUUCAUCGAGUUGAUGACGUCGUGCGACCAGCCGGGUGCGGCAACAAAACUGGAGGGACUUUCCCCCUGUUAAUUUAUCCAAACAUCGUGACCAUGCUUGGUCAGACGAAAGUGGACGUCAACGGGAUGUGCUUGAAUCCAGCUAUCACCUACGUUCUUAUGAUUGAACAGCGACAAAUGGCAAAAUGUGAGAUUUUGAAUCCAUCCAUAGCACGGUGUACGCUGCCGAAAAUACUGGAUUGGGGUACGAAGACGGUUUAUUUCCAGCCGCAGUCUGGAUUAUCAAAUGACGAAAAGGCUUACGUAGGAUUCAUUUAUUUUGUACCUCCUACGCUUGAUCCUAUGCGUCUGGAUAUUGGAAAUAUCCACUCCUGGUAUAUUAAUCCGCCUCCAGCUCAGAUGACUAUAAAGUGGUACCCACGAAAUUUCACCGCAUCGCGAACGUUUGCUCCUGGCGAGACAGUGAAUUAUUUCGAUGACAGCAUCUACAACGUACAGCUUGGUUUGUAUGUAGUCGGCUAUAAGGAAGCACAGGAUGUCAAUUUACGCAAGUUUGUUCCUCAACACAGGGUCCUGGCAAGGUUAGCCACGUACCAAAAUCGUGCUGACGAGCUGUACAAAUGGAAUCCAAUGGUUGAAAUCUAUCACUUAGAUAGAGUGGACGAAUGGUACCUCGACAGCUAUGAGGUGCGAGACGAGCUUUUCAGUUAUAGACUUGGUUAUCUGAAACUGGCUCCAGUUGCACAAGACGCAUUUGUCACAACAGGAGGAUAUUUUGAUCUCUCAGAAGGAAUAAUUUCCGCUCCAAUCUCACUGCACUGGUUAUGGACGCUGCCACAGGACGGCGAAUUCCAAGGAAAUAGGCAAGACAGACAGGAAAAACUUACCUUCGUUAAGGAGAAGGCACGAGAAAUGUGUCACGAAUGGUUCAAUGAGGAUGGGGCUCUUUCUAACUUCAUUCGUGAAACGGAAACAAACUCCAGUUGUCCUUGCAAGGAAGAGCAGGCGAAGAUGGAUCUUGGACGAUUUAUGCCGCACCCAAGAUGCAGUUCGCUUUUCCGAGAUGUGACUUGUACUGAAACUCUGGGCUCUACGAACUGUUACAUGUCGGCGCAGAACGUACGCGGGUCAACAUACAGGCAAACCGCUGAAGGGCGCGAGGAAGAAAGCUCAUACUCGACUCACUAUGGCCAAACGUGCUGCUAUGAUGCGCGUGGGUUUCUGAUGCAGUCAACUUAUCAGCCGGUUGUCAAGAUCGACGAAAGCACACCGUACUCUCCAGGAGUACCAACACGAGCAUUCGAGUUGGGCAGUGCACCGUUUCAGGGCAUGUUCGAGGUGCCUGGUCUGUCUACAUUCCAUCACGAUAUUAUGCCGUAUUACCUCUGUUGUAAAUAUGCUGACUUCCGUUGUCAACUUUUCUACUGGCGAAGACCUUCAAGUGCAUGCCAGGCUUACGAGCCACCUGUGAGCGGAUCUAUUUUGGGCGCAGGCAUUGUGUCAACCUUGAACAAUAGAAACUUCGUCUUUAACGAACCGGGCAUUUUCACAUUAUUACAUUCUCAUAAAACGAUUUCGACUCCUGAAGUUCAAAUCCAAGUGCGUAUGGAGCGAUUUCCAGACAGAAGCGUGGAUUUCGGCGCAUUAGACAUUGCUCAACGAGAUUUAGUACAACCAACAAACACUACUGUAGUAACUGGAGUAGUCUUGUCAUCUGAUAGUGCAGACAGGGUGCAUGUGGUUCUACGGAAAGAUACCUAUCGGCAGCGAUACAAAACAUCCAUAAUUGUUGGGAAUGUGAUACGAUAUUUUGAUAACAUGUACAUUCAACGUUUCAGAGGAGUGACCGUGUACGUGAAUAACGUCGAGAAGGGUCAAUCAGAAAUCUACGUAGUACUGGACGAGGCUCAAAUUGGAAUCAGGAUCCGCGAAUCUUAUGCUAUUGACAUCGAUAGGAAAUUUAACUACAUGGAAAGCCUGGGUCUGUUGGACCUGCAAAUAUCAGUACCUCCCCAUUACAAAGUUCUAACUCCGCAUCCCAGAACUCCCGACAUGCCACGAGUAGAAGGACUGAUCAAUCCAUUUCCGGAUGAGCCAUUCCAGCAACAGUAUUCCCAACUCACAUGGACCAGCGUGAAUGACCAGGGCACUCGAUCUCAGCUUAUGAAGUAUAAGAUCAAAGGAGAAUUGGAAACAAUGAAUGUAAAUCUUCAAGCCGAAGAUGUCACUGAUCUGUUUGCUUCCAGGAGCGACAGAGAAAACCUGUUCCAGGCAUAUGCGGAUCACUAUCUGAAAGGACCUGUGUAUAAAACUUCAUCGAAAUAUCACACAACUCGUCACAUGUUCCAUCCACAGACGGAGAACGACUUCAGGAAUUUCUUAACGUUCUGCAAGACACCUAGAAGAGAUCCCGACUACGAAUCUCCCGAAGAACGACAAAUAUAUCUACGUUGUCCAACUGAUCUUGGAUCUCUUGAAUCGGAUUGUGGAAAUGACGUCCCCUGUUUGUAUGACUCCGUCAUGCUCCAAGCUCGUUUACUUGGCGAAGAAGCACGAAUGUCCUACAAUUACUACCUCAAUCAGCGAAUGGAAAGUGCAGCACGAUACAAUUCCUGCGGCGCGAUGAACAUCGAAUAUCCUGAGUACCUUAUUAAGGGACCGUCAAGCGGAGAACCAGCCUAUCUAGAAGGCGACAAGCUUUCGUUCAGCUGUUUUCAAACACACGUAAUAAUGGGCGACACUGAGUUCCAAUGUCGAAAGAUCAGAAACGAAGAUGAUAGCACAUGGCGAAUGCAAUGGACGCAGGGCGAACAGCCCUGGUGCAGGCAUAGAGCCAAGGACAACAUCUUGACGUGGUUACUAUGGAUAUCUAUUGUUAUGGGCAUAAUCCUUCUAUUAGUCGCUGUAUUCACUGUUUGUUGGGUAUUCAAACAGUCAGAUCGGAAAAAACGUAUUCCUCAGAGAAGUCCAAGUAUAGUGAAGCCCGAAAAUGUAGUACCGUUGAACUUCUACGAAAAGCCAGGAUCGCUAGAGCCGACGCCAGACAUAUCAGAGGUGCAAACAUUUGAAAGAGAACCGAGAGGUCGAACAACUGUAUUGCAUCGGACGCUAUCGCCAGUCUACUCGAUACAAUCCACUCCCAGCCGUGGUUCACCAUUCAUGCGGUUGCCAGAGUUUUCAUCAGUAUGA
Messenger RNA from Necator americanus (New World hookworm), 4146 nucleotides. RefSeq lists its product as uncharacterized. The transcript has 37 exons. Gene Ontology annotation, biological process: cell-matrix adhesion. The record is from RefSeq and is a predicted model, not a curated record. Bases 1 to 4146 code for a protein of 1381 amino acids. Lineage: Eukaryota; Metazoa; Nematoda; Chromadorea; Rhabditida; Ancylostomatidae.